GUGUGUUUCAUUCUUUUUAACUUUUUCAGCCGUCAGAAAGUUAAACGGGAGCGUUCUUCUUCUCUAUCGUUAUCUCGAUCAAGAUCGAGAAGUAGGUCCCCACGCCGGGUUCGCGUACGCUCAAAACGGGUUGUCAUUGCCAACAUACCAUAUGAUGUAAGCUGGCAGAAAUUGAAGGAGCUUUUUCGAGAGAAAAGUGCACUAAUGGAAUUUCGAACGUAUGACGGAGCAGAAAAGGCGAUAGAAAUGAUGCAUCGCUUCGAAAUUGGAGACCGCAAGCUAGUAGUUAGAGAAGAGACACAUCGUGACAUUGAAAGAAUGGCGGAAAUGGAAUCAGAUGCUCCGGGUGACCAGGGCCAUCUUAAUAUGCCUAACCCAGUCACCGCAAAUGCCGUCGCAAUGAAUAAUCCUGCAUUGGCCGCCAUUGGUUCAGUGACUCCUGCUAUGCUCGAGCGUAUGGGCAUCGAGGGGCCUAUAACAGAUUCUAUUUACGUCAGUAAUUUGGACUACAAAGUCACUUGGCAAAAACUCAAAGAUGUUUUCAAGCUCGCUGGCCGCGUGAUGAACGCUACUAUCAAGGAAGAUGGCGACAAAAAGUCUCGCGGAUUCGGUGUCGUCAAAUUUGAGCAUCCGUAUGAGGCGGUUCAAGCCAUCACAAUGUUCAAUAACCAACAACUCAACGGCAGGACAAUGCGCGUCAAAAUUGACAGGGAAGGCAAUCCUGCCCCUCCCUAUUUGCCCUUGUUUCCACCUACUCCUGGUGGUAUGGCUGCAAGCGCAGCGUUCCUUGGUAUGGUAACAAGCAAAGCCUCUUCAGGUGGUGGGCUUGGUGGGUUUAAUUCCAAUGCUCUUUCUGGUGCCCCGGUAAAUCGGGGUGGGAUAGGAGCCGGGGUUAUGCCUCAGCAAAGUGCGGCUGCCGCCGCUGCUAUAGCUGAUCUCCUUGGGGGAGGAAGUAACUCGGGUGGUCCUGGACUUCCUGGAAACUCCGCGCCCAAUGUUGGAAUCGGUCGAAGUGCAGCCGCCGAUCUCUUGGUCGCCAUGUCAGGUGCCAACUCAGGCCCUGUUGGGGGUGGUGGACGAGACUUGAUGAUGAUGAACUUAAUGCAGCAACAACAGCAACAGCAAAUGGCUCCGGCCGCCGGUAUGCCCGGGGGUGGGAUGGCUACACUUGCAUCCUUAAGGGGGUUUGGUAGCGGUGGUGGCAUGGAUUCUAUGAUGGAAGGUGGCGUAUCUCGGUUCGGCUCUGCUAUGGGUGGCGGAAUCAGCAACGCUAAUCUUGGGGGUGCAUCCUCAGGAAUAGGAGGUACUGGGGCCGGGCUAUCUACAGCCAAUCAAGGUUUGCAACAGUUAAUAAUGGCGGCUGCGGCAGGGGGCAUGACUCCAGAUCAGCUGGAUAAAAUAACUGUUCAGUUAGGAAUCCACUCUGCCGGAUCGAUAAGUGGAGGGAACAUAAACGAGAUGCUUGGUAACCGAGGAAAUUUCGACGGUGGCUUCAUGGGAUCCCGAGACGAUGACAUGAGAAGAAUGGACGAUAGGCGUCCGCGAGAUAGAUAUGAUGAUCGUCCUGGUUAG
Protopolystoma xenopodis is the source of this 1572-nucleotide messenger RNA. NCBI's taxonomy places the organism in Eukaryota, Metazoa, Platyhelminthes, Monogenea, Polystomatidea, Polystomatidae. The record is from the annotation of a GenBank genome assembly.